This is a messenger RNA of Penicillium cataractarum, 1242 nucleotides long. Its product is annotated as glycerol-3-phosphate dehydrogenase family protein. Bases 1 to 1242 code for a protein of 413 amino acids. Gene Ontology annotation, molecular function: glycerol-3-phosphate dehydrogenase [NAD(P)+] activity; NAD binding. The transcript is spliced from 3 exons. Lineage: Eukaryota; Fungi; Ascomycota; Eurotiomycetes; Eurotiales; Aspergillaceae. Gene Ontology annotation, cellular component: nucleus; cytosol; glycerol-3-phosphate dehydrogenase (FAD) complex. Gene Ontology annotation, biological process: glycerol-3-phosphate catabolic process; carbohydrate metabolic process. The record is from RefSeq and is a predicted model, not a curated record.
AUGGGAUCUCUCGGCCCGUAUCAGCGCAAGCUCAAGGUGGCAGUAGUCGGUUCCGGCAACUGGGGUACCGCCAUUGCCAAGAUUGUCGCCGAAAAUGCAGCUGCCAACACCGAUAUCUUCGAGGAGAAGGUGGAAAUGUGGGUAUUUGAAGAGAAUGUCGAGAUCGCAAAGGACUCGCCGCACUACGAUCCCGCUCUCGAGGGCCCUCAGAAGUUGACCGAUGUGAUUAACCGCACCCAUGAGAACGUCAAGUACCUUCCAGGAAUCCGCCUGCCAGCCAACCUGCACGCCAAUCCCUCGAUCGAAGACGCCGUCAAGGACAGCACGCUCCUUAUCUUCAACCUCCCCCACCAGUUUAUCCUCAAGACCUGCGAGCAGAUCAAGGGCAAGAUCUUGCCCUACGCUCGCGGUAUCUCGUGCAUCAAGGGUGUUGAUGUCAACGAGGAGGGUAUCAGCCUCUUCUCCGAGACAAUUGGAAAGACCCUGGGCAUUUAUUGCGGUGCUCUCUCCGGUGCCAAUAUUGCCAACGAGGUCGCUCAGGAGAAGUGGUCAGAGACCUCCAUCGCGUACGACCCGCCGCACAUGGACUCCAAGGCCCCCACACCCCAGCGCUCUCCGACCUCCUCCCAGGUCGACCUCGUGCAGUUCCAGCACCGUGACACAUCGGGUGAGAUCUCGAAGGUGAAGUUGCAGGCUCUGCCGUCCGAUUACCCUCCCAUCAACCAUGAUGCACUCAAGAGACUCUUCCACCGCCCGUACUUCCACGUCCGGGUGGUGAACGACGUCGCCGGUGUGUCCAUUAGCGGUGCGUUGAAGAACGUCGUUGCGCUGGCCGCUGGUUGGGUGGACGGUAUGGGCUGGGGUGACAACGCCAAGGCUGCCGUGAUGCGCGUGGGUCUGAUGGAGAUGGUUCGCUUCGGAGAUAAGUUCUUCGGCGCGACCAUUGACCAGCGCACUUUCACCGAGGAGAGUGCCGGUGUGGCCGAUCUGAUCACCAGCUGCAGCGGUGGCCGUAACUACCGUUCUGCCAAGCACAGCGUCGAGCGCAACCUGCCCAUUGAGGAGAUCGAGAAGACCGAGCUCAAUGGACAAAAGCUUCAAGGUACCUUGACUGCUGUCGAGGUCAACAGCUUCCUGAAGAAGCAGGGCAUGGAGGAUCAGUUCCCUCUGUUCACUGCCGUAUAUCGCAUCCUCCAGGGCACUAUGCAAGUCGCGGAAAUUCCUUCCUAUAUCGAGCGGUAA